Messenger RNA from Lagenorhynchus albirostris (white-beaked dolphin), 1125 nucleotides. It is a transcript of the gene ISX, whose product is annotated as intestine specific homeobox. Gene Ontology annotation, molecular function: RNA polymerase II transcription regulatory region sequence-specific DNA binding; DNA-binding transcription factor activity, RNA polymerase II-specific. Lineage: Eukaryota; Metazoa; Chordata; Mammalia; Artiodactyla; Delphinidae. The record is from RefSeq and is a predicted model, not a curated record. Gene Ontology annotation, biological process: regulation of transcription by RNA polymerase II.
AUGGGGGUGAUGGUCUGGAAGGAGAGCGAGUGUCCGGGUCCACACCACAAGAGCCCAGGUAAUUGCGAACAGAACUCCUGGCAAGGACGGGUUGGUGCCUAUCAGCUCCCCGGGGACAGUUUCCUGGACAAAGAGAAGGUGCCCCUUCAGUGCAGUCUCAGGAGGCAACUGCCCGCGGAGGGUGCCAAGGCCGGCCCGGCUCUCCAUGGGGGGAUGGAGAAGAAGAGCUCGGGGUGCUGUGAGGCCCCAAAGAAGCGGGGCCUGUCCUUCUCCAUCGAGGAGAUCUUAAAGAGGCCGGCUGAGAGGAGUGAUGCAGUCAGGCCAGAAGGGGCAGGUGGACAGGGCACCGGGCAAGCAGCAGCUGCAGACUCUGGGCCGGAGAGACCCCCGCAUAACCAGCCCCAGGAGGAGAGGAAGGGCAAGCGGAGGAUCCGAACCACCUUCACCACAGAGCAGCUGCAUGAGCUGGAGAAGAUCUUCCACUUUACCCACUACCCUGAUGCCUACGUCCGCAACCAGCUGGCAGCCAGGAUCAACCUCCCAGAAGCUCGGGUACAGAUCUGGUUCCAGAAUCAGCGAGCCAAAUGGCGGAAGCAGAAGACCAGCAGCCUUGGGGCUUCGCCGCAGCCGAGCGAGGCCGACUUGGCCCCGCCCACAAACCCAGACGUGGUCGGCCCCAUGCUGCUGCCCCCUGCACGGCCCAGGCUGGCUCCUCCCACAGGUUGCUAUUUACCGGCUCAAGGUCAGCUGGCCUCUGCCUGGCUCCCCACCCGGAUCACCCUCCUGCCAUGCCACCCGUGGGAGACACAGCCUCUCCCGGGCCCUCUCAUCAUCCAGCAGACCUGCAUCCCUGCACUUUGCUUUUUUGCACCUCCGCAUCCCAAAUGGGGCAACAUCUGUGCCACUUCCACACAGGGACCAGACAUCCUCUCCUUAGUGGAGCUGCUCUCUUCUCCAGGUGAAGGCAGAUGGCGGCGGUCGGCGGCGCUGAGGCGGGAUCCGAGCGAGCCUAGUGAAGGUAGCGGCGAGCGGAGCCCCCACGAGGCCGAGCUGGGCCCCCACCCCCAGGCGGCAGUGGCCCCGCCCCGCCACCACCCGCCGCCUCGGGCCGCGACACCGCCCUGA